AUGUGAAACACUAAUUCAUACAACAGCAGUUCAGAAAAACUUUUUGCUGUGUACAGUUAGACUAUACCACAAAAACAUAUUGGACUGACAUCCAAUCAAAUCGGUGCAAAUGUUUGACAAGCUUAAGCACGGACCAAUAGAAUAACUGUAAACAUGCUGGAAAGGGGCGGGAUGUAAGAUAUCCUAUGUCAUCAACUCAAGGCGCUUUGUUGUUCUUUCGGGAUAGAAAGAUGGAGAAAAUUAUUGUUAGUUCAUCGUAAACAGUCGAAUUAAGCAAGGAUAAUAUUUCUUGUGGUUCAAUAUAAUCAAAAGCCUUCCAAGUGUAGAGUUAAACCGAUGUCGUCUGGUUAACAUUGGUGUAUUUGUGGGACUAAAUCAGCUCGGCAGUGAGCUAGCAUUAGCCACACCGAGAGGAGCGGAAGGAAUUCGAUGCACUGGGAAGAAGGGGAUAAUAUCUCUACUGGGAUGGCUCACGCAAAUUGGAAAAAAACUGCGUUUUACAGUUCCCCCUGGAAUCAGGGCACUAUACACCUGGAGUAUGUGGUCGUUUGACUGAUAUCAAAUUGCAGGAACAAUUUGAUGGUGAUUUUGUAACUGUUAACGUGCCAGUUUAGCGAGUUAGCCACGUAGCUACGUAGCCUUCAGUAGGAAGUCACUUAAAAUGGCGGAAGGUUGGCCCAUUCCUUCGGCCCUUGUCUUCAUGCUGUUGAGUUUGAGUGCCUGGGCUCUUGGGUCUUGUCCUGCUCCUUGUUCGUGUUCAAAGGGACAAGAUGAGGUCCAUAUUCUGGACUGCAACAGGAAACGGCUGUCGACGGCUCCCAUGGACACACCAGAUGGGAUAACUCAAGUCACCAUGAAUCACAAUGAGCUGACUGUUCUUCCCUUUCUUGGAGAUGUUUCCUCAAAUAUCACCUCGUUGUCAUUAGUCCACAAUCGGAUCUCAGAGCUGUUGAUGCUUCAGCUGCAGCCAUACGUUUCCUUGGAGACACUGGACCUGACAUCCAACUCCAUCUCCGAGCUCAAAGUUGGAUCCUUCCCGUCCAUGCAGCUGAAAUAUCUGAAUUUGAGUAAUAACAAGAUCAGCAUCCUUGAGCCUGGCUGCUUUGAAAACAUCUCCAGCUCCCUGCUGGUGCUGAAGCUGAACAGGAACAGAUUAGCUGUGCUGCCAUCCAAAGUCUUCAAACUUCCACAGCUUCAGUUCCUGGAAAUGAAGCGUAACAAGAUCAAGAUAGUGGACAGCCUGACAUUCAAAGGGAUGGACUCACUGAGGUCACUGAAGAUGCAGAGGAACGGCAUCACUAAGCUCAUGGAUGGAGCCUUUUUUGGGCUUAACAACAUUGAAGAACUAGAGCUGGAACACAACAACCUAACCGAGGUUAACAAAGGUUGGCUGUAUGGCCUGCGCAUGUUGCGUGUCCUGCGGGUCAACCAGAAUACUGUCGGCAUCAUCCGACCAGACGCCUGGGAGUUUUGCCAAAAGCUGGAGGAACUGGACUUGUCCUUCAAUCAUCUGACUAGACUUGAAGAGACAGCUUUUGUAGGAUUAGGUCUCCUGGAGAGCCUGAACCUGGGAGAAAAUGCCAUCAGCCAUUUGGGAGAGGGAGUGUUCAGUGGCCUGGCAAGUCUGCGUACCCUAGAUAUCCGCAAUAAUGAAAUCUCCUGGGCCAUUGAAGAUUCCAUUGGUGUGUUUGAUGGAAUGAAGAAGCUGAAAACACUAAUCCUACAGCGCAACACAAUCAAAUCAAUCACUAAGAAAGCGUUUGAGGGCCUGGAGGAGCUGGAGCACCUGGACCUCAGCAAGAAUGGCAUCAUGUCGAUACACCCUGAGGCGUUGUCCCAUAUGAAGCUCAAAGUGUUUGUCCUGAACACGAGCAACCUGCUGUGUGACUGCCAUAUGCAGUGGCUGGGGCCUUGGCUGACAGACAGCCAGUUCCAGCAGUCGGUCUCCGCUAUCUGUGCUCAUCCUGCCAGCCUUCUUGAUCGCAAUGUCCUGUCCAUCAGCCCGGAAGAGUUUGUUUGUGAUGAUUUCCCCAAACCUCAGAUCACAACUCACCCAGAGACGUCUGUGGCCCUGCGGGGGAACAAUGUGACUCUGAGCUGUGUUGCAUCCAGCAGCAGUGAUUCGCCAAUGACCACAGCCUGGCGGAAGGAUGGGGAGGUGCUGUAUGAUGCAGAAGUGCAAAACUACGCCCGGUACCAGGAGGGAGAGCUGAUCUACACUACUGUGCUUCAUCUCCUCAAUGUCAACUUCACUGAUGAGGGGCGCUACCAGUGUGUGGUCUCCAAUCACUUUGGUUCCAAUUACUCCAACAGGGCCAAGCUCACUGUCAAUGAGCUGCCAUCCUUUCUUAAGACUCCCAUGGAUCUGACUAUCCGAACCGGUACUAUGGCCAGGCUGGAGUGUGCUGCUGAAGGCCAUCCAUCACCCCAGAUUGCUUGGCAGAAGGAUGGAGGCACUGACUUCCCUGCUGCCCGAGAGCGCAGGAUGCAUGUGAUGCCAGAUGAUGACAUCUUCUUCAUUGCUAACGUGAAGACAGAAGACAUGGGAGUGUACAGCUGCACGGCUCAAAAUGCAGCUGGCAGCCUGUCUGCAAACGCUACUCUCACCGUCCUGGAAACUCCAUCCUUCAUGCGGCCGCUGGAAGACAGAGCAGUGGCCCGUGGUGAGACUGCCGUCCUUCAGUGUAUAGCUGGAGGCAGCCCGGCCCCUCGUCUCAACUGGACCAAAGAUGACGGGCCUCUGGUACUCACCGAGCGCCACUUCUUUGCUGCAGCCAACCAGCUCCUGAUCAUAGUUGAUGCUGGUCCUGCUGAUGCUGGGAAGUACACCUGCAUCAUGUCUAAUACUCUGGGAACAGAACGUGGCCACAUCUACCUGAGUGUCUCGCCAUCACCCAACUGUGAUACUGGCACAGGAUACGACCAGGAUGGCUGGACCACCGUGGGCAUCGUGGUGAUUGUGGUGGUGUGUUGUGUAGUUGGAACCUCGCUGGUCUGGGUCAUUGUCAUCUAUCACAUGCGCAGGAAGAGUGAGGACUACAGUAUCACCAACACAGAUGAGAUGAAUUUGCCAGCAGACAUCCCCAGCUACCUGUCCUCUCAGGGUACUUUGUCAGAGCCUCAGGAAGGCUACAGUAACUCUGAGGCUGGCAGCCACCAGCAGCUCAUGCCUCCUCUCUCCAAUGGAUACAUCCAUAAGGGCACGGAUGGUGUGUGUUAUGGAGACACGGGCAGCGAGGUGGAAACUGAGGGGAAUGGCAUGCUGCAUUGCAGGGUUGGCUCUCUGUUCACUGGCCGUAGUAGCUUCCACCCUGGAGACCCCCGUGAGGGACUGGCUGGACUCCCCACAGGUGGAGCAGGUCCGCUGGUCAUCUGCUCUGACUGCUACGACAACGCCAACAUCUACUCUCGCACACGGGAGUACUGCCCGUACAACUAUCUGGGGGAGGAUGACCCGCUGGACAAGACUCCCCCCGGCCUGAAGGAGAGCUUCAGUGAGCAUGCCCAGCAUGAGGACACUGCACUGGGGAGCCUCAUUAGCAACCAGGACUCCUCCAUCUUUCUCACCUCACACGACAAAAGGUUGAGCAGCCACACUCCCCCGGAGCACUACGCUAAUGAUUCUCUUAGCAGGUCCUUCUGGGGAGAAGGGGAAGAUCCGUCAUCAAAACGCCAACUAGGCACAUCCCAGCACCCAGUGACUGUACACAGGACACCUCCUCUGACCUCCACUGCCGACGGGGCACAGGAACAGAGUGAAGCAGAUGUGGACUGUUUUCCCAGGCAAUGCACACAGGACCAUAGAAGUGCCUCUAAUAGGACUAACCCUCAGGAGCAUCCUGCUCCAACAUAGGUCUUUACACUCUGCCUACAUUCUGCCUCUGACUCCUUGUUGCUGCACCCCCCCUCCCUUCACCCACUACCUCCAAAGAGACUCCUCAAAUUCUGCCAAAGAUGCUCUCUUGUAUGUAUGUUUACAUUCCCCUUUCACUCAAGAGGACAUGCUAAUGUUCUCCACUGUGGAAAGACUGCUGUGUCAGACUGGAGAAAUGGACCAUUGAUUAAAGUAGUGACCUCCUCCUUGGCACCUCCACCUCUGCAGGACCCCUUACUCCCACAUCCUCCACUCUUCUUUGUUCUCUUUUUAGAGAAAGCUAUGAAUGUAUGCUUUUAAAGAGCCAUGUUGGAUGCUGCCAUGAGAGAACGCCAAGACAUGGUAGAGUCUUUACAAGCUCUCUCCUCUGUCCCUGCUGCUGUGGGGCUGAAAUUUAGUGUCAGUGUACGUCACACUGGCAGUUUUGUCUCAUCAUUCCUGGUACAGACACCUGUUGGAGCAGCCUACAUGACUUUGGUAGAAAUUACAAACCACCUAUUCCCAAGUGGGGAAAAGGGGGGUUUAAACAGGGGACAAUUGUAGUUCCCUGACCAGCAGUUUGUGGUUGUUAAUAUAGGAAAGAACAUUGAAAACAUAGGUCCCACAUUCCCAUAGCCAUCCCGACUGACUCAAAACUAUGCUAUCUGGUAUAAUGUUAUGCAAAUCCCAGAGACAGUGACACCAAACUGUGGUGUAUAUUAUGAAUAUAUAUGAAUAUAUCCUAUAUCAUCUUUAUCUGAUCUUGUUUUUGUCCUAUGUCAAACACCAUGUUAAUUCCUUCAUUUUAUGUCUUCGUAAUGAUAAACAAUUUGGAGAGAAAGCGUACAAUUGUUUUGCACAUGUGACAAUCAUGGUUUUGCUGGCUAUUUUCUAAUUGGAUGGCCUUUUUAACAAGCAUUCUCAGUAACCUCGAUCAGGUGACAUUAUGGUUUUUAUAUAUACAGUAUGCACUGAUUUGUUUUCCCUUGUGUCAUAUCUUACAGGCACUUAAUUUAAUGGUGGUAAACUUUAUUAUGCAGUGUGCAUGCCAUUUUACAUUGUGAGGAUUUAUCAUCAGUUUUAUCUCAAAGUUCAUGAUCCUUCCGUAGAUAUUGAUUAUGUCUAGGUUUUCACUUGGGACUGUGAAAAAUGAGAAUGUAUUGUGUUAUUUUAUACAUGUAUGUAUUUGUAUAUAAGGCUAGUAAUCUAUUAAAUUCCAUGUCCUACUAGUCCAUUUGCAGAGAUGUUUGAGACAUAAGCUGCAGUAAUUUUAAGCUUAUUCAUUUUAAGCCUUUAUUGUCCCAGCGUUAUCCUUUAAGUUUUUUUUCAUGUUGGUUCAGGUAACAAGAAGUGGGUGUUAUUUUCCACAUAACCGAAAUACAGUUAUCGAACAGCUGCCAGCUUCAGCAAACUGUAUUGUUUCCAAAUGUUAGCUAUUAAAUUGCUUUGAGGAUUUGAAAAUGAAAAUGCCUCAUGUAAAAGAAUGUGGUCUUGUUUCAUCAGGUUAGAUGUCAUGAGUUGUCCUUAAAAAUCCUCUUGAUUAUUGCACUUAAGAUUUGCUCAGAUGUAAUUGGCUUUGGCUUUGUUUGUGACUCUCAGAAGCUUAUAUUUGCUCAAUAUAUUUAACAAAUUGCACUCAGCUGCCAGUUUAUUAGGUACACCCAGCUAAAACUAAUCCAGUCUAAAACCACAGUCCUUCAGUAAAUCCUACCUUUUAGUGAAGGUUAUAAUGUUCAGUUUUUGUUGAAACUGUUUUUAGAGCGGUUUUGAUUCAACUGUAUGAUCAUUUUGGAGGCUGUAGUUUGUGGUGGUGUUGUUGGAUUAUAUUGUGUUAUACUGACAGGUGUUUCUUCGUGAAGGUAGGAUGUAUUACAGAACUGUGAUAUUAGACUGCAUUAGUUUUAGCUAGGUGUACCUAAUAAUAAACUGGCAACUGAGUGUAUAUCAUGGAUAUGUCUGACAACAUAUUUGAAAGUUUAUUUUUAUUAUUGUACUUUCCGUUAUCUUGAUCAUCAGCAAUGCUACAUUUUGCUCUUUUAUUUUUGAUCAAGAAAAGGAUUUGUCAUGUUCCUUUUCUCCCUCUUUUGUAGUGGUACACUGAGUGUUCGAGGGUACUGAGUUCAGACACUAAAAAUCAAUAAUGCUUAAAAGUUCAUCUACAGUAAUAAUGUGUGCUGGUGUAGCUUGAUGCUACAUUUUUUUAUGUAAUGUCACAAAGUGUAAUAUGGCCAUACAAAUGAUUGUUACUUUUUGUCAAUAACUACUCAAAUACAUGUACUCCAUUGACUACAUGUAUUUGUUAAGCUGCAAAUGGUAUCUGUUCACCUCCACCUCCUCAGCGGUACGUGCAGAUAUGAAUUGCAUGUCAAUCUUGCCCUCUUUUGGUUCUAACUUGUUUUCAUAUUUUGUUAAUCACCCUUGCCUUUUAUUGCCGGAUCAGCACAUUCCAAGCCUUUUCCUCUGAACUUGGCAUUGCCAGAAAGUUGAUUAUCAACUGAUAUUAUUUUCCAAGCUAAGACUAAAACAAGCUUUCCUGAUUUUUUUUUUUUUUUUUUUUUUUUUUUUGACACACACACAGAUUUUUGUUGCUUCUUGAUGUUUUCUGAUUUGGCUAAGGUAAAUUUCGUGCCCCUUUUGAGCAAUUUGAGAAAUUUAAAUGAAACCUUGCAGUGAUAAGUUAUCCUAAUGGAGCUAUGUGUCUGUAUGUAUGUCAUUGUUCCAUGUUUUCUGCCAACAUAGCGUAAACAUAAUGUGCAUUUGUAUUGUUUUAUUCUCUGAACGUCCUUUAUGACUUUAUACCAAAGUUUAGCAGUAACUGCUCUGGCAAUAUCCAAUGCUGCUUUUUUUUUGUAUUGUCGAAAAUUUGCAUUUUGUUUUCAUUAGUAUUUUUGGACCUUGUUUGCCUGUACAUUCUGUAAAGCAUGUCUAAAGAACCUUUUUGUUAUGUAGCCAUUACUCAAACAUUAAACAUGAAUUCUGACCA
This is a messenger RNA of Siniperca chuatsi (mandarin fish), 6836 nucleotides long. RefSeq names its product leucine-rich repeats and immunoglobulin-like domains 2 (gene lrig2). The record is from RefSeq and is a predicted model, not a curated record. The transcript is spliced from 18 exons. NCBI's taxonomy places the organism in Eukaryota, Metazoa, Chordata, Actinopteri, Centrarchiformes, Sinipercidae. Gene Ontology annotation, molecular function: protein binding. Bases 662 to 3853 code for a protein of 1063 amino acids.